AUGUUGGUGGAAGAGAUUCCCAAGACAUCAAAUGCCAAUUCAAACACCAUCUACUUUUCAUCCCUGAUCAAUCUUCUGGCCAGACCUACAAGUCUCCGACAUUCUAAUUUGAAUUCAACAGAUGAUGGCGAUGGAACAUCCAGAGGAUCUAAAAAUAGACCCAAAGUCAAUUAUAAUCUAACAGAUCUUGCCAACAAGUCCAUUGGGAACGACUCCGGAUCUGGCCUGAAGUCUCAACAGCUACUGCAAUUGGAGAAGUUGAUUACUAAACGACUCACCGAGCUACACAAGGAAAGCAGUGUACCCUUUGAGAUUCCCAAGAACUUAAGUUUCCAUGGAGGAGGAAAGGCAAAGGCAAGACCAGGGAAUACUCCCACCACCAAAAGAAUCAUUUCGGCUAGAAGGAACUUGAAUCUGUAUUUUGAAGAGGAGAAGGAUUAUUUGGCCCUUAAUGCCAUCUUAACUCGAGCUUAUCAAUUUGCUGAUCCCAACGAUGGGGCCACCAGCCAAAAAGUCAAGAAGCAAAAGUCCAUGAUUUCCACCAAAAGAGCCUUCAAACCAAAGCUAAAAUUGUGUUGUAUUUGUGGGAACAAAUCAGACUAUACCAGAUGUUUCAAGUGUGGUCUAUUCUCUUGUUCCGUAAGAUGUAACAAGGUACAUGUCCAACUGAGAUGUAACUAA
Messenger RNA from Lizanozyma spartinae, 681 nucleotides. RefSeq lists its product as uncharacterized. The transcript has a single exon. NCBI's taxonomy places the organism in Eukaryota, Fungi, Ascomycota, Pichiomycetes, Serinales, Debaryomycetaceae. The coding region runs from base 1 to 681 and encodes 226 amino acids. The record is from RefSeq and is a predicted model, not a curated record.